This is a messenger RNA of Suillus paluster, 2001 nucleotides long. RefSeq lists its product as uncharacterized. The transcript has 12 exons. Bases 1 to 2001 code for a protein of 666 amino acids. The record is from RefSeq and is a predicted model, not a curated record. Lineage: Eukaryota; Fungi; Basidiomycota; Agaricomycetes; Boletales; Suillaceae.
AUGACCUCAUGCGCUGAGGAGGAGAUUUUCGAGGCCAAUUUGCCAAGGCGCUCAUCAAUGAUUCAAAAGACCCCCAAUAUCGCUACAGAUCAACAAUCCCCCCCAUCUCAUGUUCAACUUGCUGAUGGCACUUCAUUGACAUGUGCUGAAUUUGACUCCCUUGCAGACGAAGAAAUAUCCGCCAACACCCAAGAUGGCGAUGUGGAAACAGCUCCUGCAUUGGUUACUGAAGCACACAGCACUACUGCAAGCAAGGAUCCAAAUCCUGCCUCUGAAAUUCCAUCAAAUGACCCCAAUGGUGGGACUUCAGCUACUCCUACUGAGUUGCACAACACAGAGCAUGGCAGCAAGCAUCAUGGCAAGGAUACUUCAGCUGCCUGUGCUGAGUCACACAGCACAGAGGAUGGCGGAAAUAAUUCAGCUACUCCUGCUACUGGCUGCCUGCGGAGCAACCCCCUGUCUGCAUCACGGUUGAUGGCCACACAAAAGCAAAAGUCCAAAGUGAUGGCGGACGUCAAUGAAAAUAUUGACAGUGAAGAUGAGGACAAUGAAGAAGACUUUGUGAAGACCAAAGGGAGAAUACCUCAAGCAGGUAUCUCGAAGGCGCAGGAGCUUGGGAACAAUACAUUGGAAACCACCAGAGCACUCGGAAAAGAAUAUGGGAAGAGUGUGAGGAUGAUCCUCAUCGAAGCUGGGUUGAUGAUGAAGGCCACCCAGAAGGAGUCUCUGUGGAACCAACAUCAGACGUGGUUUGCAGCUACCUGCCCCCUGCCUAAAGGAGUAUUGGGAGCUGUGUCUCCAGGUCUGAUGAUGGCUGUUCAUGAUGCUUUCACAAAAUCAAGACUAACCACAAUCAAGGCUGCAUACUGGCAUCGCACCCAUGGCAUUCACAUUGCCGGUGUUGCAAUAUUCCCCGGUGACAAAGAGGCAGGCCACCAAGCAUCAGGACUGUUCGCCGGGACAUGGCAAUCCUUAAGUGCAUCUUAUAUUAAUUAUAGGUACAAAGACCUGGAGGCUGCACAUGCCAAAGGCAAGACUUUCAGUUUGCUCCCCCCUUCUUCCACCACUCCGAAUGGUACCCUCUUGUGCAACGGCAAGCCAGCCAGGGAUAGGAACAGAAAGGUGGCGCCCAUGAUGAUCAGUGAGAAAUUUGCUGAGGCCAGCCACCCGCUCAAAACCUCGAACAGUAGGUGGUUGACCAUGUUAGACAUCCUCUAUGCCGAGAAGCUUUGCAUACAUGACUGGCCUGCCGGUGUUCCCCUGCCUGGACCCAAUUUUGAUUUCAAGGCUCUAUCUGCAAGUCAACUACAUGCAUUGGUUGCUCCAUAUCUCAGGAUUCAUCUUGGAGCCAUGUACGAGGCUGAGUUAGGCCUUGACGACGACAACGAUGACAGCGAGGCAGAGGCAGCGAAGGUGAAGAAGCACAAAGGCAAGUCCAAGAAGUCAGGUGACAAGGGAAGGAAGGAGGGGCCGAUUGCAGAGGAGCCAAGUGUAGUAUUGCAUAUCAGCAGAUGGCCUGAAAGUGAUAUUCUUGCUCUUGAGACACAGGCCACAAAUGUGUGUCUCAUCCUGCUCAUCAUUGACACUGACAGCAGGGUCAUUCGCUCCCUCCAAGACUCAGAGAAGUUCAUCAAGGACCUUCCACAAGACGACACUCCUAGACGCCACACCAAUGAGGUAAUCAAAAAAUCCACAAUGUCUAAUCCAGCAGCUUCGCGCUUAACUAUGGGAGCUUUGCGCCCCAAUCAGGAAGCUUCGUGCUCCAACCAGACAGCUUCGCACUUCAACAAUGCAGCUCCGAGCUCCAACUAUAUUCGGAAAUGGACUUGGCCCCAUUAUGAAUCUGCUCAGGAGACUGAAGACUUGGAGCGUGAAACAGUAGAGGAGAGGUGCCAUGCCAGGGUGCUUGACAAUGCCGCCAUUAUCCAACUGUCAGAUCUCUGUAUUUGCCCAGCAUCUCCCAAUCGCCCUUCAAUCAUCAAGGAAGAUGAGUAUUACUAA